AUGCUAGAUGACAACAAUGGCGUCAGAUACUGGCCAGACAACUACCCAAGCAGCGAGGACUCAACAAACGCUAACAAGCUGACUCAACCAAAGGCCAACCAAAAGAACCAGAAACCUGCUGUCCUACAACUUGUUGCCCCUACACCUGGAGAAGCGCUCGGUCUCGAGAACAGAUCAGAUUUCACCAAUUUUAGCUUUGCUGCCGGGGAAGAAGACACAGAGGGACCGGGAAUAUCUUCAGUAAGACCUCUACGGCCGCAAGAGAAUAACGCUGACAUGGGCCAGGGUGGCCAAUUCGAUGGUGCAGUACCCAACAAUGCGACUGACAAUAUCUCCCCUCCCGAUCCGAACCCUAGGCCUCGAUCGACCGAAGAAAGCGAACCGAGUGGCAAAUUUCCCAGGCCAGGGAAUGUUGCAAGGCGCUACAUCCCUUGUAGGAAUAGAAGACGCCCUCGCAACGAUGACUAUAUAUCGGAAGGAACAAUGGAGGAAUACAUAUGGUCCUCGACAUCUUCAGAAAGUGAUUUCGAUUCAGACACGCAAUAUGAACAGAUGGACAAUGGCACCGAGAACGUAGAAGAGUGUCCACCCGGACCAACCAUUGUGACGAACGAAGAAGCUAGGUUAGCCGCCGGUAUGCCCAUAGAUGAUCGAAACGUCAAAGAGAUCGCCGCUGAUAUCUGGAAUGAGCAUUUAGGCCAGCAUAAUACUGAUACUGGUCGAAACGAAACCAUGACUCCGCCCCCCCUCCCAUCAACAAGGCUUCAGGACUGGGGCCUGAUGGGAUGUCGAAUACCCAAAGCAACGUCGAUAACGACACUGGUGAAGCUAGGGAAGCCCAACUGA
Messenger RNA from Clonostachys byssicola, 846 nucleotides. The record is from the annotation of a GenBank genome assembly. NCBI's taxonomy places the organism in Eukaryota, Fungi, Ascomycota, Sordariomycetes, Hypocreales, Bionectriaceae.